Knipowitschia caucasica is the source of this 1335-nucleotide messenger RNA. The record is from the annotation of a GenBank genome assembly. NCBI's taxonomy places the organism in Eukaryota, Metazoa, Chordata, Actinopteri, Gobiiformes, Gobiidae.
AUGGAGGACUUCGGGUCAGCCCUGGAAAAAAAUGUUGCCGAACUUACGGUAAUGGACGUGUACGACAUUGCUGCGGUGGUGGGUCAGGAGUUCGAGCGGAUCAUUGACCAGUACGGCUGCGAGGCGCUGUCCCGUCUCAUGCCCAAAGUGGUGCGCGUCCUUGAGAUCCUGGAGGUGAUGGUCAGCCGCAACAGCAUCAGCCCAGAGACCGAAGAGCUGCGACUUGAGCUGGACAAGCUGAGGAUGGAGAGGAUAGAGCGGCUGGAGAAGGAGAACAAGCACAGAAAGGAACUAGAGCUAGUCGAGGAUGUGUGGAGAGGGGAGGCUCAAGACCUGCUUUGCCAAAUCGCUCAGCUGCAGGAGGAAAACAAAACUCUCCUUACAAACCGCUCCAGCAAAGACCCACUGAGCGAGGAGGACUUACAGAGACAUGAGGGUAUGACGGAAAGAGAGAGGCAGGUAAUGAAGAAGUUGAAAGAAGUAGUCGACAAGCAGCGUGAUGAGAUCCGUGCCAAAGAUCGCGAGAUCACUCUAAAAAACGAGGACAUUGAAGCACUCCAACAACAACAGUCUCGUCUCAUGAAAAUAAACCAUGAUCUGCGACACAAAAUCUCAGUGAUGGAAACUCAGGGAAAAGCAAUGAUUGAGCAGAAGGUGGAACUGGAGGCCGGCGCUCAGACACAGUCACAGGAAGUCAAUGCCCUGCGACAGGAAGUUGCACUUUUAAGGGAACAUCUACAACGAGGUCUUCCGGUGCCGGAUCCCGAGGACUCCAAGCCUUUGCCACCUUCUCCAGCAGAGAUAAAUAAAGCUUGCAUAGGGGCACGAGCUAAGAGCUGUUCAGAAAGAGGCGACCCUGCAGAAGGGGAGGGCUUCGACCCUGAAACCUUCAGUUCAGAAGGACAGAAUUCUGGGGAGGAGGAGGAGGAAGAGGCCGUCUUAUUUUGGGAGGCACUAUAUGGGGAGGACCAUGGGACUCUGGACCCAAAGGACCCCAACCGGCCACGGUUUACUCUGCAGGAGUUACGGGACGUCCUCCACGAGAGAAACGAGCUCAAGGCCAAAGUCUUUAUGUUACAAGAAGAACUUGCCUACUACAAAAGUGAAGAGACUGAAGAGGAGUUUGUUGUCUCUACUCCCUCACCUUCUCCUGAUCCGAGCUUGCGCUCUUCUGUCCCACCAGAGUCCGGAAUCAAACGCCUGUUUAGUUUCUUCUCACGAGACAAGCAAAGGAGCUCCCAGCGGAGCGUGUCGAUCGGCGGAGGUUUAGGCGCAUGGCCAAGGAGGGAUGAUGAUUAUACUGAGCAAGCCCAGGAGGCAAUACAGCAUUUGUAG